This is a messenger RNA of Asterias rubens (European starfish), 1628 nucleotides long. Its product is annotated as malonyl-CoA-acyl carrier protein transacylase, mitochondrial-like. The record is from RefSeq and is a predicted model, not a curated record. Gene Ontology annotation, molecular function: transferase activity. The transcript has 7 exons. Bases 150 to 1550 code for a protein of 466 amino acids. NCBI's taxonomy places the organism in Eukaryota, Metazoa, Echinodermata, Asteroidea, Forcipulatida, Asteriidae.
GUUGAUAAAACAUGUGUAUUUUUGUGUAAGCAGAAAUCACAACAUGACAUGAGUUUCGCGCAUUUACACUUGGAUCAUGUGACGACACUUCAGCAGCAUCUCAGGCCAGACAUAAUGACUUGAAUGCGGAUAAUCGUUGGAGAGACAUUAUGGCCAAGGUUAUCUUUAAGACUACAGUGGAUCUAUCACAGCGGAUAAGACUUGGCGUCUUACUCACAAGACUCGGCCAAAGGACUGCUCCAAACAUCCACAGAUCCAUCACGACAACAACACUGAGUUUUCAAACCUCAUUAACAAACCUUUCCCCUAAGAAUGGAUUGCAUCUUGACAGGACGGAAUUGAUGGGAAAGGGGGUCUUCUACCUCCAAAGAAGACAUCUAUCAUCUGGGAGUAACGAUGAGGAUGAGAGCAACAGUCCUGAUCAGCAUUCCAUUCCACAACCAGCCAAGGAGCGAUUCCAGACUGUCAAGAUAUUACUGGAUGAAGCCAGUCUACAGAACAAAAGAAGGGAUCCAUUUGACUUUUCUGAUGUUCCACAACGCACCAAUUUAGUAACAGAGAACCACAAGACGUCAAGUGGUCGCAAAUCAAAACAAGAUCCUCGAGAGAUGUCAACUUUUCUUUUCCCUGGUCAAGGGAGUCAGUUUGUAGGUAUGGGUCGUGAUCUUCUAAAGUAUUCGAACGUAAAGGACAUGUUUAGCAUCGCAUCGGACAUCCUUGGGUACGAUCUGCUGGACUUAUGUCUGAAUGGAACACGAGAGGAAUUGAAUCGAACAAUACAUUCCCAGCCAGCCGUUGUCGUGUGUUCUCUCGCCGCUGUGGAAAAACUAAAAGAAGAACAGCCCAAGCUGGUGGAGAAUUGUGUGUCGGCAGCUGGUUUCAGUGUGGGGGAAUUCUCCGCUUUGGUCUUCUCUGGUGCCCUCGACUUUGAAGAUGCUAUUCAACUGAUCAAAAUCCGUGCUGAGGCGAUGCAGCAAGCAUCAGAUGUGGUUCCUAGUGGUAUGCUGCACGUGAUUGGUCGUGCGUCAACUAGAUUUAAGAUGAUGUGUCGAGAAGCAGCUGAUUCCUGUUUAAUCAAUGGCCAGACUAAUGCUAUGUGUAUGAUAGCAAGCCAUGUAUACCCAGAGGCUAAGGUUGUGGCAGGGAAUGAAGAGGCACUGAACUACAUCCAAGAGAUGUCUCAUCACUAUUCCCUUCGGUCUGCUAAGCGUGUCGCAGUCAGCGGUGCAUUUCAUUCUCCGCUCAUGGCACCAGCUCAGGAAAUCUUCUCCUCUGCCAUUGAAAAGGUCGCCUUCGAAACCCCAGUCAUCUCUGUCCACUCCAAUGUCAACGGCAAGAAGUACCGCCACUCUAAGCAUAUCCGCUCCCUUCUGAAACGGCAUAUUCUAGAACCAGUUCACUGGGAGCAGACGAUGCACGAGGUUUACCAGCGUAAUAAGGGAGACCAUUUCCCUAAAACUCUUGAGGUCGGACCAGGAAAACAACUCGGUGCAUUUCUACGCAGGAAUAAUGCCAAAGCAUACCACUCCUAUGAAAAAGUUGAAGUUUGAAAGGUUCACAAUAGACCUUAUGCAUUGAUGUCAUCCAGCCGCCAUCUUUAGAGGUAAAACGGUGAAGAAACAAUCGAA